Molecule: messenger RNA, 912 nt
Organism: Paramecium octaurelia
Lineage: Eukaryota; Ciliophora; Oligohymenophorea; Peniculida; Parameciidae
Source: the annotation of a GenBank genome assembly
AAAUUAUUCAUGGCAUAAUUAGGAGAAGAAUUCAAAGGCAAAGUAGAUGAAUCUCAAAAAGGUGAAAAGGAGUAAUAGGGAUAGGUGGGCUCUUAGAAGGAGGAGAAGAAUGCUGAAUAAAACGAAGAAAAGAAUACAAACUAAUCUUAACCUUUAACACUUUUCGGUGGUUUGAAUUCCUAAUAGAAUUUGUUUAAUAAUAGUGGAAUUAACCUAAAACCAGGCUAAUUAUUUACAGGAAAUAUCUUAAGUUCAUCCACUUAACCAUCAUCAGAAAUAUUUUCAUCAUUGUUUAAUAAUAAUUCCAAUAUAGAAAUUAAACCUGUCCAACCUUAACCCUAGAUCAUUUAACAAGCACAUAAGUAAAGUGAUGGAUCAGAUGAUGAUGGUAAAUAUGCUAAUUAACUUAUGAUUAGAUGAAGAUGAUUUGGAUGAAAAGUACUUGUAGACUGAAUAAAAAUAGGAAUAUGCACCUAACACAAACACAGAACUAAUUACAAAGGUAAAAAUGAUUAAUAAUUUUGCAAAGUAAGAUAUUGAGAAGUUUAGAAAGAAUGCAAAUGGAAUUCUUGAAAAAGGUACUGCUGCAAUUGAAAAAGCAAAUAAUGGGGAAUACUAUUUCUUUGUUUAUAGGUAUCAUAUACAAUUAAAUACAGAAAUGAAAAAUAAGAAAUAGUCUAUGCAGGUUAAUUGAUUAAAGGACUUUCAGUUACUAAACCAUUAGGGUAAAAAUAAGAAAAUCUUCUUCUUAAAGUAUUAGGCAAAAAGGAGUAGGAAAACUAAAAAGAACAAGAAGAAACCACUGAAAACAAAUAGUUUACAAUAGACACAUUAAAAUUGAUGUUCACUUAAGAGGAAGGAGCUAAUGCAUUUAAAUCAGAAUUAUAAAAGUCAUUGUAAUGAGAAUAUGUA